Molecule: messenger RNA, 28232 nt
Organism: Pelobates cultripes (western spadefoot toad)
Lineage: Eukaryota; Metazoa; Chordata; Amphibia; Anura; Pelobatidae
Source: the annotation of a GenBank genome assembly
CUAUCUUUCCCUGCGACUCUAUGGUUUGUUUUGUUUUGCACCGGAAGUGACUGAUGCGGAAGUGUUGAGGCUGUUGAUUGGCAGGUGGGAUGCAGGGCUGUCAUGCUGCUGAGCCCUGAGCUGUCAUGAUGCUGAAGGUGGCGGGUGGGUUUCUGCUGGUGGUCCUCCUGGCACUGGCCCUGGGCAAGUACAGCUCAUCUGGACGCCGGGCACAGUUACAGCGCCGCCAUGAGGGGGACAGAGGACCUGCACCUGGGAAGGACCUGGACAACAUCUUCUGGGCUGUGCAGGUUAGCAGUGAGUGACAUGGACAGCGACCUGGCUGCUCUAAUAUGGGGACAGCCUGCAGGGGAGGCUGGAAUUCACAUUAAUGGGUAAUAAUGAGGGGGGGGGGGGGAUAAGUCAUACAUUAAAUGGCAGGGGUGAGGGGGGGUUGGGGGGAUGGAGGAGGUGUAGGGUGGCUUGGGGGAGGGGUGGAGAGGUGUGUAGGGAUAGCUUGGGGAGGGAUGGAGAGGUGUGUAGGGAUGGCUUGGGGAGGGGUGGAGAGGUGUGUAGGGAUGGCUUGGGGAGGGUGGAGAGUGUAGGGAUAGCUUGGGGAGGGAUGGAGAGGUGGGGGGGAGGGAUGGAGAGGUGUGAAGGCUUGGGGGAGGGAGGAUGGAGAGGUGUGUAGGGGUGGCUUGGGGAGGUGUGUAGGGUGGCUUGGGGAGGAUGGAGAGGUGUGUGGGGGGAUGGAGAGGUGUGUAGGAGUGGCUUGGAGGGAGGGAUGGAGGUGUGUAGGGGUGGCUUGGGAGGAGGGAGGAUGGAGAGGUGAGUAGGGGUGGCUUGGUGGGAGGGAGGGAUGGAGAGGUGAGUAGGGGGUGGCUUGGGGAGGGAGGAUGGAGAGGUAGGGGUGGCUUGGGGAGGGAGGGAUGGAGAGGUGUGUAGGGGUGGCUUGGGGGAGGGGAGGAUGGAGAGGUGUGAUGGGGUGGCUUGGGGGAGGGGAGGAUGGAGAGGUGGGGAGGGAGGUGUGUAGGAGUGGCUUGGGGGGAGGAGGAGAGAGACAGGGGGGGGUGACAGACCAAUCACCAUGAUGGGGAUGACAGUAAAUGGAGAAAGCUAAAAAUAGAAAUGUCACAUGAUUGGUACAGAGAAUGAAAUGCAGAUUACAGAAUUAUGGUGAAUUUAAACAAAAUCUGUGCUUUGAAUAAAAAAAAAAAAAAAAAAAAAGUUUUAAAAUAUAUUGCUUCUGCAAUACAGCCAGCAUACCUAACCAGACGCUGUCUGCGAAUAAAACCGUCUUCAUGAAUGAGGGAAAAGACCCCCUAUGCUGUGGAAGCUUAAGGCCCCAUUUCAGUAUUAAAUACUGAUUAGAAGAAUAUGUUGCAUAGACACCCUCUAUCUGCUUAUUUACAAUCAUUGGCUCAUUUUGAUCAAUCACGCAUUAUACCUUGUCCAUAGGCCAUGGAUAAUACAGUUCAUGCAUCAACAUUGUGCAUAUUGCUGGAACAUUCAAUACCUCGCCCACGGUUUUUACUGUGCAUCUGUAGCCAUUUUAUGUACCACCAGGAAUAAUACCAACACACAGUACUAUAAAAUUAUUACUUAUGCAGAAAAUCUAUUGUUUGCAGUGACCAACUCCUCAGUCACCCUCCCAGUGAUAUUAUAUGGGUCUGGAAAAUGUUGUCAGUUGGCCAACCUGAAAAUUAAAGGAACACUGUAGGAUCAGAAACACAAACCUGUAUUCCUGACCGAUAGUGUUAAAAACAUUAUUUGAAAAGACAGUGUUUACUGGAAAAAGCCUGCAGGGACUGACUAUACUCACCAGCUGCAGAUCUGCUGUAUGCAGCCUUUGCAAGCCCCCUCCUCUUUCUCAGGCACAGACUUUCAGUUUGUGACAGGGAAUAAACCAAUCCGAGGCAUUUCAUUUAGAAGCCUCUGAGCUGGAGCAGCAAGCUCGUACUCUCAUACAAUAGCAGCUUUUCAAUACUUUAUUUAUUACAGCUCAUUCAGAAUGUGGGAUUGCAGGCAUGGCAUUUCUUAGCACACUUUCCAUUUUCUCUCAGGGACAGUCACGGCGUUGUUUCUGCCCCGGCUAUAAAAGUGAAGAUUACAACUGAAGGCCUCCAUUUAAUAAGCUUUCCAAAUAAUUCAAUGCUGUGAGUAAAAGUUUCCAAAUGAUUGACCUACAAAAGUCACCAUUAAUCUCUAUGGGAAUUUUUGUAGCUAAAUAAUUUGGAAAAAAAUUUCUAACACAAUUGAACCAUUUGGCAAGCUUAUUAAAGGACCACUAUAGUGCCAGGAAAACAUACUCAUUUUCCUGACACUAUAGUGCCCUGAUGUCCCCCUCCCGCCCGGCUCUGGGGAGAGGAAAGGGUUAAAUCUUACCUUUUUUCCAGUGCAGGGCUGGGAGCUCUCCACCUCCGAUCCUCCUCUUCGGCUGAAUGCGCAUGCUCGGCAGGAGCUGCGCGCGUUCAGCCUGUCUCAUAGGAAAGCAUUCAUAAUGCUUUCCUAUGGACGCUGGCGUCUUCUCACUGUGAUUUUCACAGUGAGAAGCACGCAAAUGCCUCUAGCGGCUGUCAGUGAGACAGCCACUAGAGGCUUUAGAGGCUGGAUUAACCCAUUUAUAAACAUAGCAGUUUCUCUGAAACUGCUAUGUUUAUUUUAAAAAGGGGUUAAUCCUAGAGGGACCUGGCACCCAGACCACUUCAUUAAGCUGAAGUGGUCUGGGUGCCUAGAGUGGUCCUUUAAGUUGGGGUCAAAAUUGGCACUUUUAUAACUUUUCACAAAUAUAACAGACUCCAUCACAUACAGCAAUUCAGCAAGCUCCAGUGCUUUCUGUGUCUGGAGUGUUACUGUAAACUGAUGGAAGUUGAAACACCGGAAUGAUUUGCUCCUGAGUGCUUACAGACUUUCUCUCAUCCGUAAGAGAAUGGGUGGAGAGGUUAGUGGAAGUUAGUUAAUGACAAUGUAGAUUUGCCUCUUCAUUGUUUUGUUAUUGAUUUUCCUGUGGUUUGUAGUAAACAAAAACCCUCUUUCCUGUGAUACAGAUUACAGAUAUCCACAUCAGUAUGUUCUUGGAUCCCACCCGGUCCUCGGAGUUUGAAACAUUCUGCAAAGAGAGCCUUCCUGUCAUCAGCCCUGCCCUUGUACUAGCUACAGGUAAUUGAAUGGUAUGCUUUCCUAUUCUAACUACAUUCUACACAAUAUAGUGUAUGGAGCUGCCGGUCUGCUCUGUAUGCAGUUAUAAGCUCCAGGUAUAUACAGGACAAACUUCUGAGAUCCUUAAAAAUGCUGAGGACCUGGUUCUAAUAUUUUUUGUGCGCUGUAAGUCCUACUCAUGAUGACUACUACUUCUACUAUGAAAAGUAACGCAUGGUGUAACAAUUAAUUAUAAAAAUGUAAAGGAGUUUACUAACAGGUGAGAUGUUUUUUUUUUUUUUGUUUGUUUGUUUUUUGUCAUGUACAUGUACACCAAUUAUCUGAAUGAGCUUACGGUAUAUUGCUGUUGAAAUAUAUUGGUAGCAUGGUUUUGGGCAUUUCCCAAAUGGGGUUCCGCCGUAAUUUCGCCAAACAAAAUGGCCGCCGCAAUUUGAUCACUUAACAGGGGCCCGGUCAGGUGUCACAGCCCUUUAGAGCACAACCGGGCACCUGUAGUAUCGACCAGCUGGGAGGAAGUGACAGCACUUACUCCCAGCUUUAUAGAGUUGCUGCCGCGCAUUAGGGAGGAGGAGGCUGGAGACAGCAGCCCAGAGAGGGAGCAGCAUGCAUGGCAGAGGAGAGGUUGGAGUGAGCAUGCAGCAGCGCAAACAUUACAUACAAAUACACCCCUGUAUCAAAACGUUAACAUUAUAUACAAUUACCAACUGUACACAUAAAAGCACACCUGCUCCUAAGUACUACUAUCUGCGCUACGGUGCCAACAUUUUUUGUGGGUUCUUUUGAACUGUACUGUAACUUCUAACUAUACCACAUGUUUUGUUUCAGGGGACUUAACAGAUGCCAAAACCAAGGAUAAGCUGGGCUCAGAUCAGUUUGAAGUUGAGUGGCAAAUUUAUCAAUCUGCUGUGAAGAAAUCCCAGAUUUUGGAGAAUACCAAGUGGAUUGAUAUACGUGGGAACCAUGGUAAGAUGCCUAAAGCAAUAGCAUUUUAAAUCUUAAACAACAUAAGACCAACAGCUCAAUGAAAAUAUCUGCACUACUUAAAAUGCAUUUGUUCUUUUUGAGGGACAGUAAGCAGCAGCUAAAUUGUUAUAUUUAAAGGACCACUCUAGGCACCCAGACCACUUCAGCUUAAUGAAGUGGUCUGGGUGCCAGGUCCAGCCAGGAUUAACCCAUUCCUUUAUAAACAUAGCAGUUUCAGAGAAACUGCUAUGUUUAUAAAUGGGUUAAGCCUUCCCCCAAAGCCUCUAGCGGCUGUCUCAUUGACAGCCGCUAGAGGCGCUUGCGUGCUUCUCACUGUGAUUUUCACAGUGAGAGCACGCCAGCGUCCAUAGGAAAGCAUUGAUAAUGCUUUCCUAUGCGACCGGCUGAAUGCGCGCGCAGCUCUUGCCGCGCGUGCACAUUCAGCCGACGGGGAGGAUCGGAGGAGGAGAGCUCCCCGCCCAGCGCUGGAAAAAGGUACGUUUUUUUUUUUCCAUUCCAGAGCCGGGCGGGAGGGGGACCCUGAGGGUGGGGGCACCCUCAGGGCACUAUAGUGCCAGGAAAACGAGUAUGUUUUCCUGGCACUAUAGUGGUCCUUUAAUACCGCGUUAGGCCUGACUGUUUGGAACAUCAUCUUUAGAUUUACACAUAACACUAAGAGUGUUUUCAAUUUAAAGCCUGUAUAUUUAAAAUGUCACACUGUUUCCAUAUACAUUUAUCGAUGUAACCGUUCUUAAUUUCCCAAUCAAGUUUUUGUUCAGAAAUUAUUUUAAAAAUAUUAAAUUAUUUCUCUUUUCUUUGAAAUCAGAUUCCUUUAACAUUGCUGAACUGACCAGUUUGAAAAACUACUACAGGUAAUGCACCUGCAAAAUGUUACUCUUUGGGUAUGAGUAAUCUAACAGAGUAUUUUUAUAAUACAAAGAGGCUUAUUUACUAAACUGGAAUUGUAUAGAACUGCCUAGUGAAAUGGAAAUUGUAGCCCAAGGUACCUUAACCUUAAUAUCUCUGAUCUGCAGAAUUUUAUUAAAAUGUCUGACAUAACGGCCUAUAAUUAGCAUUUUCCAUUUAAAUUCCCCAGAGUUUCACAGUUUAAUGUGAAAAAGAAAACCUUACUGGGAGUUGGAAAAUGUCUUUAUAUUUUUUUUUAUGUGUGUGGUUGAAUGUAUUUCUUUGGUUCUUCUUUUUAAAGGAAAUAUUCUUCAUGGAAGAAAGAAGGUUCAUUUCAUUAUGUCCAUCGCACGCCAUUUGGGAAUUAUUCAUUUAUAUGUGUAGAUGCCACACUCAACCCAGGCCCCAAGAGACCAUACAACUUCUUUGGCAUCGUAGAUACGGUAAUGAAUACUUUUAAUCUAGUAGUAGAAGAAUUGAAGGAAUGCUAGUCUAAUCUUGCAUCAAGUAUCCUUUUUUUUUUUUUAGUCAUAAUUUUACAGUUGUAUAAUAGACAAAAGUACAUUAUAGAUAAAAUCGUUUGAGGUGGAGCCUGACUUCCAAGCCGACUAGUCGUGCCUGUCAAGAGCUCCUGCGUCUGGGGCCAAGGUUCUGGCUUUACUGCCAGAGCACCCGAUCAUACUAGCUGCAAACAGCAAUUUUAGUGACCCAGGGACGGCACUGCACCCGGGGAUACCUGACUCAAGGUUCUCCAUUGCUGAGCUCUCUGAAUCGUGACCGGCGGUCUGUACAGGUUGGUGCUGAGGAGAGAUGGCCGCUCUUCCGGUUCUCUGGCUGGUGGGGGAACACUCGCAAAUCGUCCCCCCCCCACCGCGCACUCGACAGCCCAAACAGGCAGCACACAAUGCCUACCUUCCCAAAGGACUCCAGGCUUGUGGCAAAAAGGUACCAGCUCUCCCACAACCCCUGGGCAGGAGGGGCACCCUGUCUCCACACCGCUACACUGUUCCCCAAAGUGGACUGAGCCCUUACCUAAAAUAUGACCCCCGCAGAGGAAUCGGAUGACUGUCCCACAAAGUAGCUAGAGGGGCUUGCUUGGAUGCCCGCACAUUAAGUCCACCAACACCACCCUGGACACAGAUACCAAGCUUUACAGCUGAUGGCGUCAGAUUGGACCGUUUACCUUUGCAGUUGAACGAACGAUCAUACCACACAAUGUAAAAACAAAGAAAACGUUACCUGCGCUCUGGCCUAAAUCCCCAUGUGCAUUUAAACAAAAAUACCACACAAUGUACUCUACUACUCCAUGCACUAUCUACUGCAAUUUACAUACCCUAGGAUACUGCAGAGCUAGAUAAGCUUUAGUUAGAUGCAGACGUAGCACAAGCACCUGAGGAGCCUACCUACCUACAAAUUAUGUAUACCUUUUUCGUAGUCUUGGUAAUAUAUGCAGAAGUAGCGGUUCAUGCCAAAUGAGAAAGGGAGGAAGUAAGUGAUCGGCAUAGUAGCAUUAACGUGAUUAUUUUACAUGCUCCACUCUUAACCUCUAUGCCUCUGGUAGUGAUUCUAGUCAUGUUCUAAUAUUAUAAAAAUGUGCAAGUCUUAUGUUACCCAACUGGAAUACGUGAUGCCCAGCCUGAGGAAUGUCAUUGGGGUACCUCAGGCCUGUUUGUAAUACUUUUAUGCAUUACAAAAAUACAAAGUGAAAGUUUACAAUUAUACAUUCAGAGGAGGUGCACAGAGCUUAGAAUGAAAUUCUACAUUUUAGAACAAGCAGCUAUGCAGAAGCACGUAUAUAGGUGUGCAUUAUACAAUUACAUAAUACAACAUGCACAGCCAACUUGCAAUUUGAACUCGUUGUAAGGUGCAAUACCUUCAGGGCAAAGAAAAUAAGAGAGGUGACAAAGAGAGGUUCAAUAGCAAAUGCGGCUGGAGAAGGGUGGUAAGAAGAAAGGGAAUCGCUGCCGCUUAAGAGGUAAAGACUGUGUAUACAACAAACUGCUUCCUGAGCACUACAUUCGAAAUCUCUUCCCAUAAUGUCCACACUUUGUGUAAGGAAGGCAUUGAGCUUCUGAUUUGGACUGUUUGUCAAUCAGGUUUUAUUUUGUAUAUCACACAUUCCACUGCAGGUGCCUUCUUUAACCUUCCAAAUAACUUCCACUCAUGGGUAGUGAAACCAUCUAGGGCUGUGGUGAUUAUAAAGAACAAACCAAGAAUCUAGGCCAGCGGAAGAUACUUUUUUUUUUUUUUUUUUGGAACUUUCUCAGGGACAAUAAUUGAUUUGCAUAGAUGGAAUGUAUAUGCAUAUUAUGGGCAAACUGUCAGCCCCAGCGGUGAAGGAAAAAGGUCUAAAUGAUUUACAAAUGUGUGUUCUUCCUUGCAUCUGGGUUCCAUAUCCACAACACAAGAACCCUGUGUCCUGAUAACACUAAGGUCAUUUUAUCAUAACUUACUAUUGGAAUGCCUGUACACCAGUCGAGGGAAUUUGUAUUUGUGAGUACUUUCAUUUAUGGGGAAAAAAUAUGAAUGAAACUACGUAGCUAAUUAAUAAAAAAAUGUAAAAAAAUGGCAAUUAUCUUAUCAAUGUUUGAUUGAUUUACAUGAAAUAAUAUCCACCAUAGCAAACAUUUAUUUUUAUUUGUAAAUACAAUAGAUGUCUAGCCAUACCGGUCAUCCAGCAUAUUACAGAGUUUGGUUACUGUCAAUAAGGGCUGCCCUAACACGGCAGCUUGGUGCACUUUACACUCCGCUGCCGUAAACUACAAAGUGUUUAUUGAAUUUUGUUAUUUCUAAUUUUGCAUUGUUUUUUCAGGAGCUGCUAGAUUUCUGUAGAAUGUGAAUACUUUUUUUUUUUUUUUUGACAUUCUUUAUUUUGUUCAUUUGACAAACUUUCAGCACAAUACAACUCUGGACAUAUUUGGGUGUGUAGCCCUGAACAUGGAAGCAUUAAAUUAUCAGCAUUAGUGCGUAUUCAGCUUUACCACUGUCAUGAUGGAAAUGUGUCGGUUCUGGACCGGUACGGCAGCGCUUCACUGGGGGCUACUGCCAAGAGCUUUCGGCUUAGCUGUCACUUCAAUAGAUUCUAUUGUAUGCAUGCGAUGUGUGGUAUCCCUUCCGUCAUAUCCUUGUUGGCUUGCUUUAUGAGCUGGGUUGUGUCUGAAUGCCCUAAUAUUGAUAUUCUACCUUUGCGUCUAAUGGUUUGAUGUGUGCGGGUUUCAUAGUAGAUAGAGUGUCACCCAUCCAAUCGGAUGUCCGGCUUGGUCACAGUGGUUCCUCGGUUGGUGCUGCUAGUGUGUUGUGUUGUGUAGGUCUUUGUCUAAGAAGUGUGUUGUGUGUAGCUCAAAAAGUAUUGGUUGUCUCGGACAGGUCCUGUGCGGCUUGUUGUGUCCUAAGUCCUGUAUGUAGCUUGUUCUGUCUAUUGUAGGCGGUUCCGGGUAAUGACUAGCUUGAGGAGCAUAGAGGAAGUAUCUUCCUCAGGGGGCAAUUGUGUCCGACAUCCGGUCCUUAGGCUCGUCACGUCUCCUGGUAUUGUUACCACAUUCUAUCCCUCUUGAGUCUGUUGAUACGGUGCCUGUAUGUUUCCCCUGCGAAUUCUUGGCCUUUCUCUGUCGUUUGCCCUCCCUCCCAUGUUGCUCUCCGUCUGUCCUACGUGUCGUGUAGUGAUAUAGUUUGGCUUGGGUGCCUACGAGAGUUAUGUCUUUGCGGUUCAUCUAUGGUCUGGGAAGUGGGGGUGGGGGGAUUCAGUCAGUUUUGUGUGUGGGGGGGGGGGGUCUUACGUAACUGGUCUUUACUGUAGCCAUGCGUCAGUUGGCGGGGGGGGGUGUGCAGGUGCGGGGGAGCCCCCACUCCCAGUCUGGGCGUCCCUUGUGGCUCCAUUUGCUGUAUAUUCCAUCCAUGGGAACCAGGUUAGGGCACAUUUGUCUGAGCGUCCCUGCAGGGAGGCCGUCAUUUUUUACACUCUGAAAAUCAUUUCCACUCUGUCCACCCAUUGUGGGUGGGUGGGUGUUACCGGGCUUUUCCAUAGCGUGGGAAUGAGCGAUUUUGCCGCUGUGAGUAGAUGUAUGAUGAGGCCCUUUUUAUAGGCCUUCGCGGGUGUGCUUGUGUGGUUCAGCAGUGGUUGAAGGGGGAUAUCUGUCCCAGUGAUGUCCUUAAUCGUCUGGUGUAUCAUUCGUCAAUACAGUUCAAUGCGGGGGCAAGACCACCAGAUGUGGAUACCAGAGCCGCCUUCUGCGCCGCACCUCCAGCACUCGCCGGGGAUUGACUCGUGGAUGUGUCAGAGAAUAUCUGGUGUUCUAUACCAGCGGUUCAAUAUUUUGUAGUUGCAUUCUUGGAACUUUAAGCUUAUGGUCUCUUUAUGUGUCAGUUGGAAUUUUUUGCCAUUCUAGUUCAGAGAGUUCGACCCCCGUCUCCCUUUCUCGACGUUCCGUGAAGCCUUAUCUCCGCUGCUCUGUAGUGUGGAAUAUAGAUGCGAUACUCCAUGCGUAAAGUGCUGCCUGGCCGCACAUAGUUGUUUUAGGUGGAUGUAGGUGGUCCUUGCCUGUGAUCGUGGCAACGUAAGUUUUUAGUUGGUGGUAGCGGAAUUCAUCGAGUAAGCUUGGUCUGCGGUCUUGUAGCAACACGCCAGGGGCUUGAGUGCCGAUCCGCUGCACCACUGGUGCAGGUGGACCCAGUCAGUUACCCCAAAGUUCUUUAGGUCGGCCGGGGAGAGCCCCCCUGCUAAUUUCGGGUUAUUGGUUGCGGGUUUGGCGAUGACGUAAGACUUUUGGAAUAUCGUAUGCUACACCAAACCCUCAACGUGGCGUCUAUCAUCGGGUUGCCUGUUUGCAAUUCCUGGAACGUUGCUUCCCCCAGCCACAACAGGGCUGGUAUUUUACAUCCCUGGGCUUGAUGUUUUUCCAUAUCUACCCAUUGCUUCUCGCUUGGGGUAGCGUGCCAGUCGACCAGCUGUGCAGGUGCGUAGCCUGGUAGUAUGUGAUGACGGACGGCAGUCCCAUGCCUCCCUCGCUCUUUGGGCGUUCCAGGAUCGUUUUCCGUAUGCGCGCAGGUUUUGGAUUCCACACGAACUGCCUGAUGGUUGUCGUUAGUGACUGAAAGAACGUCUGCGGGAUGCUUGACUGUAGCGUCUGGAACAAAUAAAGUAUUCAGGGCAUAACAUUAAUUUUAAUGGCAUUUAUACGGCCAAACCAUGAAAUAUAUUGUGAUGUCCAGCGCUUUAAGUCUUGCUGCAAGUUUGCGAGUAGGGGUGCGAAAUUCAUGUGGUAGGUUUGUGCUAGGUCGUUCGGGAGCCAUAUCCCAAGGUAAUGUAGUUUGGUCAUGCAUAUCCUGAAGGGGAAGUGCGUUCGGAUGUGUCCCUGGAGGGCUGCAUCUCGCGUGAGUGGCACUAACUCCGAUUUGUCCAGGUUGAGUUUCAGGUUGGAAACCUCGCUGUAUUGUCGGAAUGCCUCCAUAAGGUUUGGUAUGGAUAUUCUCGGUUGCUCCAGGAAAAAGAACAUGUCGUCGGCAUAAGCCGCCACGUGGUGCUCUCUCCCACCCACGCGACACCCCCGUCCUGUCUGACCGCUUCCAGGGUGAGGGCAAACAGGAGUGGGGGCAGGGGGCAGCCCUGGCGCGUGCCAUUGCAGAUGUUAAACGAGCUAGUGAGUGCUCCAUUUACCCGUAUGCGUGCAGUUGGUGUGGUAUGGAGCGCAGCCACCCAGGUCCGCAGGUGUGGCCUGUAUCCCAUGUGUCUCAGGGUCUCCAACAUGAAGGUCCAGUCUACUCUAUCAAACGCCUUUUCGGCGUCAGUGGAGAGCAGCACCAUAGCCCAUUUGUUGGCGUGUGCUACAUGGAUGGAGUUGGUAUUCUCGGGCUUUUCUUCCGGGGAUGAAUCCGACCUGGUUUGGGUGAAUGAGGUCUGGGAGUGUCCGGGCCAUCCUGAAUGCUAAUGCUUUAGAGAAAAGUUUGAGAUCCGUGUUUUACAGCGAGAUUGGCCGAUAGCUGGCACAGUUCGUUGGGUCUUUGCCUUCCUUUGGUAUGAUCGUGACUGUCGCCCUUAGGGUGUCUUCGUGAUAUCGGCCUCCUUCCCAUAUAGAGUUUAUGCCCGAUAAAAGUCGGGGUAGGAGAAUGUCCUUGAAGGUGCGUAGAUAGGAGGCGGGCAGACCGUCCAGGCCCGGUGCCCUGUGGGCUUUGGUAGAUUUCAGUGCUCCUGCCAGUUCCUCGAUUGUUAGAGGUAGUUCCAGGUCGGCUUCCUGUUCUGGGGUAAGCUUACGGGUGACAUGGCUAUGUAGAUAGGCGGCGAUCCGUUCCCAGUGGUGUCUUCCCUCCGAUUCCGUCCAGCAUUGCGUCUGGUCAUAUAGCGCCGCAUAGUAUUCUUGGAAUGCUGUCAGUAUGCCAUUCGGGAGUCGUGUGAUGUCUCCCUUGCCUGUGUGUAUUUUGUGAACAUGUUGCGCCCUACGUUUCUCUUGGAGCAUAUUUGCCAGUAGUCUGCCACUUUUAUUAGAAUGUUCAUAGUAGUACCUAGAGGCCUUCCUCGCAGUGUGCAGCAGCUCAUGUGAUAGUAUGGUUUUCAAUUCCCUACAUGCCUCUGUUAGUCUAAGAUAUGUCUUCAUCUAAAUUCUGCUUGUGAGUCCCCUCUAGUUCAACGAUUCGUGUUGUCCGGCUCGAAAUGCGGGCCAUUCUGUCUUUUUUGCGCCUGGUACUCACUGUGAUGAAGUGGCCCCUAACGAUGCAUUUAUGUGCCGCCCAGAGCGUUAGGGGGGUCGUGUCUGGGUUGUCAUUGGUAUUGAAAUAGUUGGUCAGGGUGAGGGCUGUUGUCUUCGUGAGUUCCAGAUCGUCUAGCAAGGAUUCGUUUAGCUUCCAAUGCCUUUCUCUUGGCUUGUAUAGCGGGGAGCUUGUAUGGAUCAGCACCGGUGCGUGAUCUGCGUGGUCCAUUAUGCCUAUUUGUGAACCUUGUAGUAGGUUUAAAAAUUCUUGCGCCAGGAAGAUGUAGUCUAUGCAGCUGUAGUGGGUGUAGUCCCGCUCCUCCGGGUUGCAUGCCCUCCAGCAGUGGACUAAUCCCAGUUUGUGUAGGGAUCGCUGUGCAACACGGAUGCAGUGCGCCAGGAUCGCGGUCCGGCACCUAGAGGUGUCUAAGCGCGGGUCCAAUGGUAUGUUUAGGUCUCCGGCCAUGACCGAAAGGCCCUCCCGGAAUUUCUGUAGUUUGGCCAGCUUCCGGGAUAGGAAGGGUGAAUACAUUUUUAUACACACGUGGUGUUUCUCUGUCAUUUAUGAAAUAGCCACCACAUGUUGCAUGUUGUUUGCUCUGUCUGUAAUAUAGUUUUAUAGUUUCUUAUUCUAUUCUCUUACAGCAACAAAUGCACAAGAUUUCCGUGCUGGCAAUGGAGAGUAUCCACAGCAAUCAAUCAGUGUGGUUUGGCCAUUAUCCAACCUCUACUAUUGUCUCUUCUUCUCCCGGUAUCCGGUCUGUCAUGAGGUCAGGCUCUUAUUUUCUUGUAACUCUGAAUGUUGGAAGUAUAAACCUGAGCAAUCAUUCACCCAUCAGAUAAUGUUUCAGAAGUGAUAUUCAUAAUUAACAAAACCAUGAUUGAAGUUGGAUUAAAGUUUCCAUCCUAGGUAACUGUACAGACACCUCCUAACACAGAUUCAUUUUAGGAAUUCGUUCAUUUUAAAUCUGCUUUAUCAUUCUCUGUGUCCUUAAUAAAAUAGAGCCCAAAGCCAUAAAAAUACAGCAACUCAAAGAGUAUGACAACACUUUUCUCUCAGAUGAAGUAUACCAUAAUAAUCUAGGAAUAUUUCUGACUCUGGUUAAUAACACAGUGCAAUUUUGUUUUUGCUGUCAACCAUUGAUCAUUUGUACAUGUCCUUUUAAUAUAAUGGGGCUGUCCUGAUCGUGCUUGUUUCCAGUUACAUACCCAUAGAAUGCUAGUCUUUUUGGUAGUUUUGAUUUUGUAUAACUUUUCUUACAAGCUGAUCUUAUAAGACCCAUACAGUGGCUUUUUCUUUGUUUACACGUGGUAGCACUUAGAAUAUACAUAAAUUCUUCCCAGUUUGUAAAAUAUUAAUACUCUUAUUGCCAAAAUAAUACACAUAUUCCUUGUAUGGCAAAUGUCUAGAGGCGGCAUUAUCUUACACCCCUGAUUUCUCUGACUGGCAUUAGCUGUAAUUCUCAUCCAGCCAUGAUGAUGGAGCAGCCCCAUUCCAGGGUCAUGGAUUACGUGCAAACCUGUAUUCAGAUCUCAAAUCCUGGGAGUCAGGAAACCAUUUUCAUGAACUGACUCAUGCUAUUUGUCAAGCCCUAGUUUAGAAAAUAAUCGACAUUUUAUGAUUCUGCCUAUCCUGUUCUGAAAGUGAACUGAAGUAGAACUCAUCUCAUCAAUAUGUUUUGCAGCAUGUUCUGCUAGCACAUUGGGUAUGCGUUUUGUUAUCUUCUCUCAGCUAUGAUUAGGGUCAGGUCUUUAAAGCAACACUUUUUAUUUAUUUUUUUAAUAAACAUGAUUUAAAAUUUUUUGCUAUUCCUUUAAAGUGAAAAUAUACUUUUAUUUGUUGGCGGUGGCUGGUAUAUAUUGCUUAUAGAUUAUUAAAGGGACACUAUAGUCACCAAAACAACUUUAGCUUAAUGAAGCAGUUUUGGUGUACCAAUCAUGCCCCUGCAGUUUUACUGCUCAAUUCUAUGCCAUUUAGGAGUUAAAUCACAGCCCUAGACACAUACCCCUGCAUGUGACUUACACAACCUUCCUAAAAACUUCCUAUUAAGAGUCAUCUAAUGUUAACACUUCCUUUAUUGUAAAUUCUGUUUAAGUAGGAAUUUUUAUUUAUCUCAUGCUCUGUGAGUAGCUUGCUAGACCUUGCAGGAGCCUCCUGUAUGUAAUUAAAGUUACAUUUACAGAACGGGAAUUACAUCUGAUUGAAAAUGAAACCACGAUGUUUAUUGUUUGUUUUGUUUUUUUCUUCCUAGUACAGCUGUUGCUUAUAUGUGUGGUCACCUGCACAACCUGGGUGGUCUUGCUCCAGCCUUGCACAGUCAGCACCAAAAGGGGACCUUGGAGUUGGAGCUUGGAGAUUGGAAGAUUAACAGAAGGUACAUUUUCUAUAUAGUAAGGAUUAGCCUAGAGAUUGUUAUAUUCCUGCAAGCAGGAGCCCAGACUGUAUUAUCUGUAAUUUAAUUUAGGGAGCAACGUGACUUUUAAAUGGAAACUGUCUGUCCUCUUCCUGCCAGGUACCGCAUUUUUGCCUUUGACCAUGACCUGUUCAGCUUUAUAGAUAUGACAUAUGAGGAGUGGCCAGCGAUCCUCAUUACCAAUCCCAAAUCACUUCUCUAUUCAAACCCGGCUCAGGAACCUCUAAAAAGAAUUGGACGUUCUACGCACAUAAGGUAAUUUACUGUGACUUUUCAAAAUUGCAGAGGCGAACUACAAACUUAAUAAGGGGAAUAGAAAUCAUUUGUUAUGAAGUCUAGAAAAACUGCAUUUAUUUUCAUUAGUAAAAAAAGGUGUCAGAGGGGAUAUAAUAGCACUAUACAAAUGGUAAUCUGUUUAUUAGUGGGAACAUACAACAAACCCAGUUAUCCAUUGAGACGGUAAGAAAUGUGUUUUCCUUAAAGCAAGACAACGAAAGAUUUGAAAUUCUGUACCUAAAGAGAUUGUUUUAUCAGAUUCUAUAGCUACGUUAAAAAAGGACUGGGAUGCUUUUAUGCAUAAACAGAAUAUGUAAGGAUAUAAUUGCUAUCUAUGUGAACUGGUUGUUAAUCCAAGCAGAAAUCCGAUUGCCAUUAUGGAGUCAAGAAGGAUUCCCCCCCCCCCCCUUUUUGCUGCAUAAUUGCAAAUGGCUACAAUGGUGUUUCGUUUUUGCCUUCUUUUGGAUUAACAGAAUAAAAAGAUGUUGUAAAGUUCAAAGCUUUCAACCUAGAUUACUGAGUAACUGUAUUUUCCACUUCUCAGUUUAUACUCUCUUAUACUAAUAAAAUGUUGUUUCCACUGGUUUCUGAUUAACAGAGGGGGUUUAGGUAAUGAGGAAUGAUAAAACAAGCAUUUUAGUGAACAGGCAGUACGGAUCACAACCUGAAAUGUCCGUUAUGUGUGUCCUGCAACAGUGAAGGCAUAUGAUAUACUUCACACUGGUUAUCAGCCAACUUCCGAAAUCGAAUGUUGGUUGAAGAUAUCACAGGAACUCUCUGGUUAGCUGCACUAAUUCACAAAAAAAAAAUACCCAAAAGAAUGGUAGGCAGAAUUAUUUAAGUGCAUUAUUUUCAAUGCAUCAUUAAACCCAGAUUGUUUCUUUAAGCUCCACUUGAGAGGAAACUUAUUAAACCUGAACUGAAUUGUAUUUUCUGACAGCUUGGUAACAGAACUGUGUAAUGGCCAUCAUUGAUGAAACAAAUAAUGAAAGGGGGAGAGAAGUAAAUCUCUUAAAUUAAUGAAUGAAUGAAUAAAAAUGUGUUUUUCAAAAGAGAGCUCAUUCAUAUCUUGGUUAUAUCUCGGGUAUGACUUGGUUAGUGAAAAUUAUAUGAAUCAGUUGAAGAUAUUGUUGUAAAUUGACUCUGCUUGUUCACUGGCAAACAAGAUGAACUGACCAAUUCCUUCUAUCUAUUUAUUUUAAGAGUUCUGGCAUUCUCCACACACCCCAUCACCUCCGUCAAGGUCAGCAUUGACAAAGUCAUGAUGGGGGAGGCUGGCCAUGUAUCAGGACCUCUCUACAUCUUAGAAUGGAAUCCUGCAGACUACCACACUGGAAUUCAUGAGAUCAAGGUUCAAGUUGAAGUAAGAAACCCGUUUUUUGGUGGUUGUUUUUUUUUCUUCUUAGAUUGAAAUACAAUUGGACAAUCUCCUGUUUUUACUGUGUGGAUGAAUGUUUUGCGAUUUUUUUUUUUUUUUUUUUUUUUUUUUUUUUUUUUUUUUUUUUUUUUUUUUUUUUUUUUUUUUUUUUUUUUUUUUUUUUUUUUUUUUAAUUGUGUUUUUUAUUUAUUUUAUUUUAAUUUUAUUUUUUUGGAGGGGGGGACGACGACACUUUUUCCCCAUAAAGCACUGCGGCAAGGUAAAUUGCGUGCUAUUUGGAGUGUCCUUUUAAAUUGGUAAUGGUUACCUGUGAGUUUGUAGAAUUAACCCUGUUAGGAUGCAUGAGCAUCUCUCUGAGCAUUUCUUUCAGGAACUGAAUUUGGAGGUCACCUGCCACGUGGUGUCGUGGAAGCCUGUUACAGUGCAUGUAGGGUGCCGUCACAAGUGGUGCACGCUUAGACAGUCUGUCUCUUAAAGGAACAUAGUGUUAGAAAUACGAAUGUGUUUUUCUAUUGCUACAGUGCCCUGUUGGCCGUUUAGAUUCUCAGCCUCCACCUGCAGGGAGUAAAAAACUUUACUUACCUUUUCUCCCUUGCAGUUCCAGCCUCUCCUGGGCUGCGAUCAUUGAGAUCGAUAUCAUCAGCCAAUCCAUUGCUUUCCCAUAGGAAAGCAUUAGGAAGCUAGUUUCUCUCCGAGACCAUGUGAGCAAAGUUUUACUUUCUUAUUUCCUCAGACCUGCCUCUAGUGGCUGUAGUUAUUUAAAUCUUGCAAUGAAACAGCAGUGUUUUCAGCCGCAUGGUUAAAAUGGAGGGGGGCAGGGCAUGGCACCCAGACCAAAUUUAUUGAGAUGUCUGGGUGCUUUUAGCGCCCCUUUAAAACUGAAGCAUAGCUUUACAGUGGUUUAAUGAUGUCUCCCAAGCUUCCUGUCUUUACAAGAAACAGUCUAAAUUGAACCUAAUCCAAGUUCCUCUUUUCUACAAUGAAAUCUCUCUUGUAGGAAAUCAGCAUAUAUGGUCAGUAUCCCAGAGUUCCAUGCAAUAACGCUUACAGUGACGUGUCUUUCAAUAGUAAUUAUUGUGUUUAUGGCAUAUAAUGUACUUGUUUGAAAGCCUCUGAUACAGAAAUACUGGCAUAAACAUGAAUACCCCAGUAAUGACAAGUGUUUCUUUGGCCAAUGGAAAUGAUUGUGGGUGAGUGAUUAACUUGUGUAUAUAUAAUCUGUGUAAACCUAUAUCUACAGAACACAAGCAUUUUACAAUGCGUUUUCUAUAUUACAUAUUCAGCAAUCAUUUUCCAUGUUCAGCAGUUGUAACUGUUUAUAUUCCAGGAUGCAGCUGACCACCGCCAAACUAGGAGGCAUUUGUUCAGUUUAGAAGAUGAUGUGUCCCUAAGCUUUAAAUGGCUUCCCACUUUUAUCCUCCUUGUUGAUCAUUAUGUGUUGGUGAGUAGAACAUUGUCUUUGUCGAAUCGCUUUUAAAAUAUCACCUAUAUUUUCUUAAAGAGGGAAUGUCAGUAAUGCUUAAUGCCAAUAACUUUGUUUAAACCAACAUUGGAAUCGCAUCCCAUGUUUAAACUCUCAGUAGCCAUUGCAAUUGGAAUCAGCAUCUAAGAGCACAUGGCUGGCUUAUUUUAAGCUUGAACAGCUUGUUGUUCCUUUAAACAAUCUUAAAAAAUAAAAUCUAAAUUAUCUGGCUUUUAAAAGCAACGUAUGAGUCCAGACACUAAAUUAAGUAGGGGAAAUGCAAUUUAAAUUGUACAAAGCAGCAGGAAUGCUGAAGUUAUUCUAGUCCUAUAUACAUUGCAUUACAAACAAACUUGGUUCUAAAGGGGAUGAAUAGUUCUUUAACAAUAGUUCCCUUACCUCUUUCAAUACUAACACAAAUCUGCAAUCUGUAGAGAUAGAUUUGUACAUGCAAUUAUCAGUUUAUUUUGUGAUCUAUUUCCAUUUGAAUUGUGCCUGUUUUAUUUUGUUGAUUUUUACGUUGCAAAUCUUUAGUCCUAUUUUCUGAGCUAUGAUGUAAUCUGCUCUGAGAAAGCGCAGUGGCAUGUCCCAGUCUUUCUUCUGCAUGGUAACAUCAUGACGGCUAUCAGAGCGCAAUAUGGCAGACUUGCUAUUGUACUUCUCUUACUGGAAGUUAUGUGAAGGUCAUUGGCGAUUCAUUGGCUAAUGUCACCAAAACUGUAAUGUGAAGAGUCUGUUUGAAAGAGACACUCCAAGUUAGAAUCUGCUCCCUCCAUUACCAUUGUACUAUAGACAUUAUGCAAUCAAACAGUGUGUGUGUGUGGGGGGGGGGGGUAAAAAAAAAGCUACUAUCCUUUUAAUUUGCCACAUUUGCUGAGGGCCUAGUUCUGACUCAAUCCUGGCUGUAAAUGUUCUGAGCACUGAGCAGGGUAUUAAGAAUAUAAAGUUAAUUUAUAUUAAGACAGUUAUACCAUUUAUGAAAAUACAUAAAACGAUGCACGCUAGGAAAGGCUGUUUUUGUUUCCUUACAUGUAAAUUAUAUUUGAGGAUUCUUUUAUUUAUUUAACCUGUACAUUCAUUUUGAGUUGGUUAAUACUUUGCAGCGAAGUUGACAGUGUCCUGGGCACUGCCACAAUGAUUGGUAGACUUGUCUGGUAGAGGUUACGUUGUAAUUUACGACUGUAAAUUUCUGAUUAUCCACUCUUAUUAUCCUGCCCAGAGCAGGGGUAGGCAAUCUUCGGGACUCCAGGUGUUGUGGCUACAUUUCCCAUGAUGCUUUGUCAGCAUCAUGCCUACAAGAGCAUUAUGGGAAAUGUAGUCCACACAACAUCUGGAGUGCCGAAGGUUGUUUACAACUGCUUUAGAGAAUGCCCCUGAUAAAUACUAAUGGUAUAUACUGAGACAUGGUUUGUUGAUUGCUAAGAAUUAAUGAGUACAAGUUUGAUAGAUCGCUGCUGCACCAAAAAACAUGUCACUUCUGAAAUAAAGCAUAUAUGUUCUAUAUAUGUACAUAUGCUGGGUUCUUAGAACGUGUGCUUUUAGUCCUUGCUGCACUGCUAUAGCUACGUCACCGGCUCGCAAAGAGUACACAGACAGUGCUUCCCUAUAAUUAGAGUGCCGAUCUGUUUAAGCACUGGAAAGAUGCUGAAUAAUGUUACUGAAAUGUACUUUCUCUCUGCAGGGACAAGUGCUAUUUAUUCUGGCUGUUCUGGGUCAGCUCCUUGUGCUGCUAAUUUUCAGAUGUAAGAAAAGACCAAUUCUCAAGGGUGAGUCAUGACAUGACAAUCCUAUAUUGUAAGACACAUGGCAGUGACCCAAUAUCUGUGAUCCUCUGUGAGGGUAAGACAUACAAAGGAAACUGCCUAUAUUCUUCGGUACUCUAACGGGUGAUUUCAAAUUUUAAAAUUUGGUGCGUUUUCCGAGGAAUGCAAAAUAAAAACAUAAAAUACUAUCUGCACACAAAUCAGUAAGACCUGUACCCCAUCUUAUUGGGAGAUGUCCUUCAGAAUUUUACAUAGCGCCCAUUUUACUCGCUUAUUACAUUUUAAAGGUGUGGUAAAUGUCACUAGACUGGGCCGGAUCUGCUUCACUGUUUUUGGCACCGUCCUAUAAUAUAAUAGAAAGAUAUACAUUUAUAUAUUUUAUUAUAUAGCCAUAGAGACUACUAUGCUUGCGUAAGACCAUACAACCAGAUUAGUUAGAGAUGGUAACAAACAUUACCUUCUACAGAGCGCCAUUUGAAUUAAACUCUGGAAUUAACUAUUUCUACUGGUAAUAGGUUAUGUAUUGUCACCUCUGUUUAUUAGAGGAUUAUAUCACAGAGCAUAUAUUAACUCUGUGGGUGCAUACUUGUUGCACCCUUAAUUUGUUAUCAUCAAGUACAUUAAUGAACAAGAUCUAGUGAUACAUCUGUUCUGAUUAUACAGACUCUGUUCUAAAACUGGCACCAUUUAUAUUGUGUGCGCAUGUUACCUGUACAUUAUUGCUUCACACUUGUGUAAAUUAUUUUAUAAACCUUUUAACAUAAAUGCAUUUUCUCCUUAGGGUUUGUUUUUCCCCCCCAAACUAAAAGCUCCUACGCUGCUUGUCUGUCACUUCUUCUUCAGAUCUCUACCAGUUUCAGUUUUCCAGUCUGAUUGAAGCAAUAAUUUUUGUUAUCAGAAUAAUUACUUUCAGCUCUGCCCGAGUCAGUAUAUCACAGAUUCAGAGCAAUAAAAGACAAUUAACCAUGUAACCAAACAUCAUCUGCCAAAGAUUGGUGGCCACAUUCAGCAUCUUUUUAACAGCACUCUUUACAUCUAUAUUAAGCAGAAUUCCAAAGUAUCUUUCUCUUGCUUGAAAUAUCAGCACUGAUUGUUAUAAUAUAGCUGUGCUAUAUAUCACCGCUACCAUUUUACAAAUGCUUAUUGACAAUAUUUGUGAGCGGGAAAAAUUGCAAACAAGAUUAACCCACAGAGUUUAAAGGUUUAAAUGAUUUAAAGAUCUUAUACCAGGGCUUAAAAUGCGAUCGGCUACAUUUGACCAUGCUACAUGGUUCGAAUAUAACUAUCUGUAAAAUUUGAGUUAAAGCCAUCAAUGCCACGAAAAUGUACAAAAAUGUUAUUAUUGUGCCUGCAUAAGCCGUUGGGGGCUAUGGAGGCUGUAUUGUCGGGUAUUGCACAAUGAAAAAUAAAGAAUUUAAAAAAAAAAUGCUAUCGGCUAGGCCUUUAAAAGUUCUUCACAAUUGCAAAGUUAUAGCAUACUCCCCAAUUUCUACUCUCCAGGCCUAAAGUUUCACUCGGAAAAUGGUUAUUGGUGAGUUGAAAUUUUGAUCUCUAAUAUUGUAAUCACUGUGUUACUCUUCAAAGUCCUAAACUCUCGCAGACCUUCGCUGUACAGAAAACAGUCCGUAGAGCUUACUCAUCUAUACAGCCAGUAGUAACGCUAACCAUGUCUCUCUCUCUGGCGGUUAAUUUUCUCUCGUCUACAGUCUGUUUCCCAGCUGCUCUGUCAAGUAUUUAUUGAGAGACAGAGGCCAGUCCAGGGACACAGUGAGUGAAGUGGAGGGCAUGAGUUAAUGCUGUAAAGCUGCGAAAAGAAUUGUUAUUCUGUUAUAACUACAUAGAAUUGAGCAACAGCAACAAUACAACAUGAGUCCAAUGAUUUUUCACAUCACUGAAUACUGGAGUUACUCUGGACUGUAACUCCCAGUGACCAGCAAUCCAGGCUGAGAGUGAUGGAGUUAAAAUUCACAUCUUGAGUAAGUGCCACCCCCCCAUGUCAAUUUUAAAUAAUCUACUCAAUAUGAAGAUUACGCUUAGAGGUUACCCUAUCGUAGUUUAUAGCAAGAUUGCUGUUAGAAAUGAAGCCGUAAUGACCUGUGCUUCUAUCGAUAUAGUGCCAUUGUCAUAGUACAGUUUUGAUACUUAGUAUUUCACACACGUGGUUUUAAAUGGAUGUAACACUGAUAUAUUAUCAGAUGCCAAGUCACAUAUUUUUUUCCAUGAUUUUGCUUACGUGACUUUGUCUUCUGUUCAAGGGCCUCCAGGGUUUUUUGCACUGACCUCCUUCUCCAUGCAUGUUAUGGCAAAAACCAACACGUUCUUUUAUCCUGCCUUUCUGCUCAUCUUGUAUACAGCACUAGGUAAGUAAAUAUGAAUUUAAAAUUUACUGCUCUAAGAGAUGGAGUCUCUGAAUGUAGGUUCAGAUAGUUGCCCAAAGAAAAAAGAAAGUACCCCUUAGUAUCUGAUGUAUGUGCUUGUGUUAAAUGUCCAUCGUUAAGGCAUUUUAGACGAUACUAAAUAGAUUGUAUGAUAAGCUGAAAAAAGGUAUGUGCAAGGGACUUGGAGCUUAAGAGUUCACAUAAUGUGAAAUGCUGGUUUAGUAGUUUGUAGAAAACAAGCCCAUGUCUGACUCUACCACAAUAAUAUAUAUAUAUAAUACAUACAGUCCUUGCACUCAUGCUUUGAUGAAAUAUUUGCUGGGUGCUAGUAAUCCAGGGAAGAAAAUGUAGUUGUCAGGUAGUGAUCAGCACUCACGGACUUGAAGUGUUAAAAUUUCAAAGUUUAUUAAAUUUCCAUUUAAAAUAUGAUCAACGUUUUAGUCCCCGCUGGGACUGAAACGUUGAUCAUAUUUUGAAUGGAAAUGUAAUAAACUUUGAAAUUUUAGCACUUCAAGUCUGUGAGUGCAAUAGAUAGAUAGUUAUAUAUCUAUCUAUAUCAGUAUAAUAGUUUGUAGUAUUUGUAAGGUUGAAAUCCGUGAGAUAUGCUCGGUGUAGGUUCCUUCUGUAACUGUACAAAUUACUGUAUUUUUUCACAAUAUGAUGCACCCAUAUAUUUUAAAUUGAAAUUUAGAAGAAAAAUAAAACAUCCAGUGCUGUAAUUAUAGUAAACUUGUGUGUGUGUGUGUGUGUGUGUAAUAUAUAUAUAAGUAAAGGAGUUUAAGCAUGCGUGGGAUAGGCAUUAGGCUAUCAUAACUAUAAGAUAAGGUUAGGGACUAAUGAAAGUAUUUAGGAAAUUGGGCAGACUAGAUGGGCCGAAUGGUUCUUAUCUGCCGUCACAUUCUAUGUUUCUAUAAAACUCUGUUUGGAACCUGCAGAGGUGCAGCCUAGAGUCUCCCCAACCACUAUCCACAGAAGGCUGUACUGGCAAGGUAAAGGAGAUCUUUGAUUUCCCUGUUGGCUGGCCUGUGGAUUGACAAAUUUUGCCUAAAUGUUCUCAUUCAGAUUUUUUUCUUUGAAACACUUUGACGUUUGAAAUUGACUUUUUCUCUACACAGGACCCUGGUUUAUCGGUGAGAUUAUAGAUGGUCAUGUAGGCGCUUGCUUUGCGUUUGGAGUAAUAGUCAAUGGACAUUUUCUUCAAGGGAGCCUGACAUAUAUAGUUGGAAUAAUGCAGGUUUGGAAUAUCUAUUUUAUCCAUCACUUAAAGCUAUCAAGGUUAAAGUUCAUAAAGAUACAUUCAGUAAUAAACAUCAUUAUCCGUUCAUGUAAAGGGUAUCUGCAUUGCAGAAAAUAAAUGUAUGGAAUUUAUGGACAUCAACGUUCUAUCCACACUGAGUACUAACCAGGCUGUAUUGAACAGGUGACAGUUGUUCUUUAACCUAAAGUAUACAUAAACAAAUAUUGACAAAUAGCUGUACGUGUUGUAUAAAAUAUAAACAUAAUUAACUCUCCCAUAAAAACACAUCUUUUACAAACCACAAAAACUCAUUUACGUAUCAUAGAUAAAGAAAUAAGAUGUGGCUCUGGUGAUGAAUAUUUUAAAUACCUAUAACCAUGGUAACAAUAUAAAUUCUGUACAUAUACAAAUGUGAAAUGAUACCUUCAAAAUAAUGCUUUUUCUAAAGUCCUUUACGCUAAGAUAUUAUCAAAAUUACAAGUCGUCUACAUUGUAAAGUAGUUGCCAUGUUUUUUUUUUUGUUUGUUUUUUUUUUGUUUGGUUUUUUUUUGUUGGAAAUACAAAAAUAAUUAAGCAUGUAUUUUUUAGGGAGGGUGGGGGUUGUAUCACUUGGUUGUAUCCUAAAAGUAAGUUGAGAAAUUCCCAGGAAUAAAUAAUUGGCACAAACAAAAGCUAGAUGCGUUAAAGAAAGCACUUUCAUUAUGCAUGUAAUUAUUUUUAUCUUCCACCGGCAGUUUGUUUUGUUUGGACUGUGUGUAACUGAUUUGGUUUUGUGUUUUGUAGAUGGCGUUCUUUAACGUCCCUAUGAUGGCUUACAUGUGUUGGUGUCUGCUGGUGCGUUGCAGAGGGCAAGGCUUCUCUUCUCACUUGCGAUACAGCAGGAAGAUUGUAUCGCUGCCCAUCCAUUUCGUGAUGUUUCUUCUGUUUGCAUGGCAAGUCUAUUCCUGUGUCUUCCUCAUGUUAACAUACGGGAGCUUGGCAGCGUUCCUAUCACCGAUGAAGCUGUGGCUUGUAGUAGCUGUGUUGUUCCUGUACAGGAAAUUAUGGAUGUUCAAUUCCCCUCAACUGAAGGCUUAUGCCAUUGAGCUUAAGAGCUGUCAAAGCUCUAGACUGUAAUUCUGAAUAUUUGCACCUUUUCCUUUUUUGUUGUUGUUCCUGAUGAACUAAAAAAUUAAUAUAAUUUUGUAUAAAAGUUUUUAAACGUAUCACUACAAUCGAGGUGUCCACAUAUCACACUUAAAUCCUACAAAUGGAUAUAUCCAUACACUGAAGAGUUGUAGCUAUUCGAGGUAUCCAUUACUUUUUCCAUUUACCUGGGGGGAGCAAUUGUCCCUUUUGUCCAACGUAAGAUUUACCAUAAACCAAGGUAGUCCCUUUGUCUUACAAUUACUUUUCACUGCAUUGGAAUUUCAAAUAAAUUCCAACACAUUUUUUUAUGAACAUUUCGUAAAGAUUUAAUCUUUAUGAAAAUGCUCUGAACUUUUUGGGGGCAAACCAGUAAUGCCAGAUCAGAGCAAUUUCUUCCAUCCUAAAAAAAAGCGUCACUUGGAACUUAAUGAAGUUACUUUUAACAGAAAGUUUUACGGCAAACUGCAAUCACCAUAGCUCUCGAAUACUGGACCUGUCGUAGACAUACAGAAUAAUUAUAGUACACAUGGCUCUCCACAGCCAGAGGUGGUUUACUUUCUGUAUUCAUCAUCAGUCUCCAGAUAUACUAAUCUGUUCCAAUGCAGUAUCACCCUUAAUUACUUCAAGUGGACCUGUGUUUUUUUUUUUUUUUCUUUCUUUUCCUUUCUUUAUACUCCCUGUAUCUUAAUGAUUAUACUUCCCUCCUUGCCACUAGUCUUGUUUAGACAUAUCGUUUCUUUUUUUUGUGCCGGAUAUCAAUACCCGGGAGCAGCCAUUUUGUUCGCUUCCAUGUGAUUGAUUUUACUGAUGGAUUCUGGGUAAAUUUGAUUGGCAACAGAAACAAAACCUUGUUUUAAGCUUUGCCUAUGGUCAGGUUUAAUCAGCCUGACUGCUAAACACAAGGAAAAGUAGUCCCUACUUAAUGAAAACUAGAGCGCUCUGGGAAUAAAGAGGUUCAGGAACAGGGAGCAACAUAGAAAUUGCUUAGAUUAAGUUUGUAUUUGGCGACAGAGCUGCUUUAAUUAAAGUAAAGAUUCUUGAUGGAUUUGGAUCAGCCAUGUCGUCAUCAACUGUGAGUCCUACUUUAUUUUUUUUCUUGUUUUGUUUUGUUUAAAUAAUACAUACUUGCAGGAAUUCUGUCACUUCACAAAAUAUAUAGACAAGUCAACUUCAGGCAAGUUUAAAUGUAAUCUAUGCUGUGGUCUGGAGAGAUUAGCAUCUAGUUUGUCAAUGUGGCAAUCUCACCAGAAUAUUGCAUAGAUUACAUUAACGAUUAACAUAUAUAUUUAUAUAAAAUGGCGUAUACUUUGCGAAAGAUGGCCGCCAGCUAUCCCCAGUUUCGAUAAUCCUCAUUAGUUAGUUAUUUCUGUGCCAAGUGGCUCUGCACUGUAAGUGUACCAAUAAGUACACAAAAUAAAAUUCAUUUAUUUAAUUGUAUAUAUUUGCUAGCUGUUGGGAUAGCACAAAGGAUGAAUUAAAUGCGCUCCACUCUGUGGCAGAUUUCUGCUAUGUUUAUACCAUACUAAAUAUUGCAAACCCAAACUUGAAAAUGCAAGAACUGGAAUUGUUCAACUUAUCAAUUUAAAAGAAAUAUUAUUUAAUACAUUUUUUUAUUAUUUUUAAUUUCUUUACAAAAUUCCAGUUUGCGAACAAAACAAUGCUUUUUAUUUUUAUUUUUUUUUAGUACAUAGCGAGAGUUUGAGAUGUAGAACAUAGCUGCUGUGUUAUCAUAUGUUCUGAUAUUCUGUUUAUUUUUGUGUUGAUGAAGUACAAUCUUGCGUGUUUACUGCACUCUGAAUAGAUUUAGACAUUCGCAGUGUGAGUGUAUAAUGAGGACUUGUUUACAUUGGCAGUAAACUUUAUGACAAACUGUGAAAUAUAAUCGAAGUUAAUGAAAGAAAAUGCAUAAGACGAGGGAAGAGGAGAGAUAUGAGAGCAGGAUUAUAACACAGACUGGGUUAUUUAAUAAAUUAAGAAUUGUUGGGAAUUUAAAAUCUAUUUCAAAUUUUGAAAACAUCUGACUUUUAGAAUUUUUUCAGUUAACGUAUUUUUGCCUAAAAUAAAAAUUAUACCUUGAAAUAAAAUUCACAAUCUUGAGAAAUAUUUAUAAUCCUAACAAAUAAUAGUCUAUAAAAUCCAGGGAAGCGGGAAGAGCCUAAAAUUCAUAACAUUUUGAAAAAUGAAAUCAUAACAUCUACUUUAACCCCUUAAGGACCGCGGACAUACCGUGAUCGCUUCCAAACGCUCUAAGGGUAUUACGAUGUCGAGGCAUCCUGCAAUACAUCUCCUGACUUCCGGGCCACCAAGUUAUCACUCCCCAGGAGCGAUCACUUCCGGGUUGCCCCACGUGGUGCCCGGCAGUGUAGCAGCGCAUCAGAAGGCAUCGGGCAGUUUUCCGAUGCCCUGCCUGUGUGCUGAGUGCCUUGAGGGGUUGAGGCACUAAAUGAAGAUUUAAAUAAAAUCAAUAAAAUAAAAAAAACAGAUAAAAUAAAUGUAUUACUCUACCCCCUCCACCCCUGCCCAGCUAUGUGGCUUCCAAUAUUGGGCUGACUUUCUAAAGACAGUGCAUCAUGGGGCUUCUGGGGGUGUCCCUAGCCUGCCUCAUCAUAGAGGCAGGCUAGGGUCAUCCAAUCAGAGCUUGCCCCUAUAAUAAUAAUUAUUAUUACUAUGAUCGCCAUUUGUCUGGUCAGGUCAAUAUUAGUAAAUAUUGACUGAUCGGUGUAGAUCUCCCUUUUGUGUUUUAGGUAGAGAGUUUUAGGUAGGGAUUUGUAAAAUUGUGAGACCCAAAGGCUCUUUUCAGAGCCAUUAACCCCUAUAUUGCCAGUGAUAACUAUAAAUCACUGGCUCUUGCACAACAGCACUUUUUUUAGGGGUUAUUUUUUUGGUGAGACCCAAAAGCUCUUUUCAGAUCUAUUAACCACCUAGCCUACCUGUGAUCACUGGCUCAUGCACAGCAGCACUUAUUUUGCUGCCUGUGCAUUUUUUAGGGAUUAAUAAUUUUUUUAAUUUUUUUUUGUGACAGAUCACUAAAUAAAGUGAUUGUGAUCAUGUCACAGGUUGCCUAGGGCUGCGGAGGCAUAUGCUAUCCUUGCGUUAGAGUCUGACGUGUAUAUGUCUGAUUCCGACCCUGAUUUUGACCCUGCCAGGUGCUCAGAUACAUUACUAGAUACAGUGUCUGGUGAUAGGCCCGCUGCCAGAAGGAGAGUGCUGCUGAGAAGUGGGUAGCGCCUCAUCGCCAGAAAUUCCACCCUUCACUGCAAAUCCUGGCAUCAAAUUUGAUGUCGCAGGAUUUAGCCCCCAACUGUUUAUGGAGGUGUUUCUGGGCGAUUAUAUAUUGGGGAACAUUGUCGCCCGAACUAAUUUAUAUGCCCAUCAGUUCUGUGCUUCAAAGCCUGAUUUUUAUUUUUUUGGCCAAAACAGCAAUGGGCCUCCAUCGAUGGGCCAGAAUUUAGAGCCCCAUCUGCUCUAUCCCCAUUUACCCCCGGUGUCGAGAAAGAUGUAUGAAAUUAUUCUACAUUUCAUACACUUCAGCGACAACAGCCUGUACCCCCCCAUGGAGCACCCCCAAUUUGACUGUAUAAAAUCCGCCCCCUGAUAACACACUUUCAGGUUUGCAUGAAUCCCUGAUGAAGUGUAAGGGAAGGCUGGGCUUCAAGCAGUAUAUUCCUGCCAAGUGCUCCCAAUAUGGUGUGAAAGCUCUAUGAGAGGUAUACUCAGGCCUUACGGGUGUACGAGGGAAAGUAUAGCCCUGGUCCUUAACAGUAAGAAAAAUGAAAAACGGUCUGGUCACCAAGGGGUUAAAUCAACUAAUACAAACUAAAUCUAUCGGACCUCCACCAACACAGGGAGACAAUCCCCUGAAUAUAAAUCCUCAGGAUGCAGCUUGACAACCAACGUAAUAUUUUAUUUAGUGAAAAAGCAUUGCCCCGCAAACUAUGGGAGUCUAGAACCACACAACGAGAAGCAAGGAUUGCCUAACGAGUUUUGUACCUCCUGCAGCACUUCUAGUUCCAGAAGGGCACAAAACAGGCUCGUCUUUGUGGUUUAUGGACUUUCUUAGUUUGCUGUGCCAUUUUUUAGGGAUAUAUAUUUUUUCUGGUUGAGCUGUAUCGUGAGGAUUUAUUUUCUCUGCCUGUAUCUGUUAAGAUCUGACGAUUUUGUUAACAAAGGCAGGGAAAUCAUUUUUGGAUAACAAAAUCAUGCUCUCUAUAUUCCAUAAUGAAAUUUAGAGAUAUAGCCAGUCUGCUAUGUUGUUGAUACAGCUCUGCCCUCUAAACAUGUCGCUGAAUGUAUCUCUAAACAUUGUUAUAACCUAUCAAUAUAAAUACUCCCUGCAUGAGAGAUUUUAUAUACCUACAAUCACAUUCAGGCUCUUUGAUUGGGGCCUUCUUUUCAGAUGUAAAUUUUAUUUAAAUGUUAAAUGGUUUUACCACUUCAGUAUGCACUAAUUAUACAAAAUAUCUGUAAAAAAUAUUUUUUAAAUUAAAGUGAUUUUGUUGAAAAAUUCAA